GCCGCGGCGGCCAAGGGGGCUCUGGAGGGCGCCGCGGGCUUCGCGCUCUCGCAGGUGGGCGACCUGGCUUUCCCCCGCUUUGAGAUCCCGGCGCAGAGGUUUGCCCUGCCCGCGCACUACCUGGAGCGCUCCCCGGCCUGGUGGUACCCCUACACCUUGACCCCCGCCGGCGGCCACCUCUCGCGACCUGAAGCUUCGGAGAAGGCGCUCCUGCGGGACUCCUCCCCCGCCUCGGGAACAGAUCGCGACUCCCCCGAGCCACUGCUCAAAGCCGACCCCGACCACAAAGAGCUGGACUCCAAGAGCCCGGACGAGAUCAUUUUGGAGGAGAGCGACUCGGAGGAAAGCAAGAAGGAGGGCGAGGCAGCGGCGGGAGCAGCCGGGGCGAGCGUGGGGGCGGCGGGGGCGACGCCGGGCGCGGAGGACUGGAAGAAGGGCGCCGAAAGCCCCGAGAAGAAGCCCGCGUGCCGCAAAAAGAAGACGCGCACGGUCUUCUCGCGCAGCCAGGUCUUCCAGCUCGAGUCCACUUUCGACAUGAAGCGCUACCUGAGCAGCUCGGAGCGCGCCGGCCUGGCCGCGUCGCUGCACCUCACCGAGACGCAGGUCAAGAUCUGGUUCCAGAACCGCCGCAACAAGUGGAAGCGGCAGCUGGCGGCCGAGCUGGAGGCGGCCAACCUGAGCCACGCCGCGGCGCAGCGCAUCGUGCGGGUGCCCAUCCUCUACCACGAGAACUCGGCGGCCGAGGGCGCCGCGGCCGCGGCCGCGGGGGCCCCGGUGCCUGUCAGCCAGCCGCUGCUCACCUUCCCGCACCCCGUGUACUACUCGCACCCGGUGGUCUCAUCUGUGCCGCUGCUACGGCCCGUCUGA
This is a messenger RNA of Leptonychotes weddellii (Weddell seal), 867 nucleotides long. It is a transcript of the gene HMX3, whose product is annotated as H6 family homeobox 3. The record is from RefSeq and is a predicted model, not a curated record. Gene Ontology annotation, biological process: regulation of transcription by RNA polymerase II. NCBI's taxonomy places the organism in Eukaryota, Metazoa, Chordata, Mammalia, Carnivora, Phocidae. Gene Ontology annotation, molecular function: DNA-binding transcription factor activity, RNA polymerase II-specific; RNA polymerase II transcription regulatory region sequence-specific DNA binding. Gene Ontology annotation, cellular component: nucleus.